AAUAUGUUAGUCUGCGAUUAAAGUCCGUCUUCCAAACGAAUUUUACACGUGUGGAUGUGACCAUGAUUUAUUUUUUCACUAUUCUUUAAAUUAUGUUUAAUUAAAGUGACUAUUCACCAAACAAUACUAUUCAAAGUAAAAAACAAUAACGAUGUCUUCGUGGAAGAAGGCUGCAAAGGCCAACCAAAAAACUCAUAAAGAGAGACAUCAGCCAGAGUCCAGAAAGCAUUUGGGAAUUUUAGAAAAGAAAAAAGAUUACAAGCGGCGUGCAGAUGAUUACCAUGAGAAGGGUGAAACUCUUAAAUUACUACGGAAACGGACUCUGGAUAAAAAUCCCGAUGAAUUUUAUUUUCAUAUGAUAAAUUCUAGAGUCAAAGAUGGUGUCCAUCAUGAAAUACUGAAAGAAGAUGAGGAUAGUCCGGAGCAAUUAAAACUGAUGCAAACUCAGGAUGUUAGGUACAUCAAUAUGAAGCGUACAAUUGAAAGCAGGAGGAUUGACCGAUUGCAGAGUGAAUUGCAUAUGACAGAUGUGGCAGACUCCACGCCAAACACGCACAUAUUUUUUGUAGAUGAAGGCGAGGAGAAAGAUUUUGAUGUAGCUAAAAGACUGGAUACACACCCACUACUGCUGGGUAGGAAGUCAAACCGACCAAGGCUUUCCGAUUUAGAUAAGAUCCAAUUACCGCAAGUGGAUAAAGAAACAACUCAAGCCAUGGUACAAGUCAGAAAAAACAAAUAUAAGGAGCUAGCAAAGAGAAUUGAAAGGGAGAAGGAGUUGAUGGUGAUCCAACAGAAGAUGGAACUGAAACGCCAUCUGCAGGAUGCAAAGGGUGUCAAACCGAAACGAAUAAAAAAGGGAAGCAAACAUUCUGCACCUGUAUACAAAUUCCAAUAUGUUAGGAAAAAAUAAAACAAUUUGUUUUAAUA
This is a messenger RNA of Galleria mellonella (greater wax moth), 927 nucleotides long. RefSeq names its product probable U3 small nucleolar RNA-associated protein 11. The coding region runs from base 152 to 910 and encodes 252 amino acids. The transcript is spliced from 4 exons. The record is from RefSeq and is a predicted model, not a curated record. Lineage: Eukaryota; Metazoa; Arthropoda; Insecta; Lepidoptera; Pyralidae. Gene Ontology annotation, cellular component: nucleolus; small-subunit processome. Gene Ontology annotation, biological process: rRNA processing.